Molecule: messenger RNA, 954 nt
Organism: Talaromyces proteolyticus
Lineage: Eukaryota; Fungi; Ascomycota; Eurotiomycetes; Eurotiales; Trichocomaceae
Product: NmrA-like family protein-like protein
Exons: 1
Coding region: 1-954 (317 amino acids)
Source: RefSeq, a predicted model, not a curated record
AUGUCCAAAAUCAUUACCGUUGUCGGUGCCACAGGAACUCAAGGUGGUUCUGUCGUCUCAGCCCUCCAAAAGGACACGACAUACAAAAUCCGAGCCAUAACCCGGAACCCAACCAGCGACUUGGCCAAAUCGCUCCAAUCCAAGGGAAUUGAAGUCGUCCAAGCCGACGCCGAUGAUCUACCUUCACUGAUCCAGGCAUUCUCUGGUUCCCACGCCAUCUUCGCUGUCAGUGACUUCGUCGCCCCCUUCGCCGCCGGUGGCCCCGAUCACGCGGUAGAGGUCGAAUCCCAACAGGGCAUCAACCUAGCCAAGGCUGCGUCCGCAACGGCUACGCUGCAACAUUACGUGUGGUCGACACUUCCCAAUAGUAAGACCAUCAGCGGUGGACGGAUCGUGGUUCCGCAUUUUGAAUCUAAGAACCUGGUUGAUGACUAUAUUAAAUCUGAUGCCGAGUUACUGGCCAAGACGACCUUCUUCAUGCCUGGCUUCUAUGCGGACAAUUACUUAUUCCCUAUGUUGACUCCUAUUCCAGUUCCCGGUACCGGUGAUUAUAUGCAGUUGAAUUGCACGGGGCCGGAUAUUCCCAUUGCGACGGUGGGACAUGCCAAGAAUAAUAUCGGAUUGUUUGUAAGGGCGAUUCUGGAGAAUUCGGACAGAACACUACGAGGGAACGUGGUACUUGGGUCCACGGGAGUGAUCAGCCUGGGGGAAUUGUUGAAGACUUGGGGCAAAGUGAACGGGAAGCAGACGCAUUACGUGCAGACCAGCAGGGAGACGUAUGAUGCAUUGUGGCCGAACUGGGGAGAGGAAAUGGCUCUUAUGUUCGGGUACUUCGAGCUCAUGGGAAGCCAAGCAUGGACGGGAGCAGAAGGGGGGAACGUGUUGAAAAAGGAUGAUUUAGGUGUGGAGGAUUUGCUUGAUGCGGAAUCAUAUUUUAAGGAAGUCUUGCUCUGA